GAACAUUUGACAAAUAUGGGAGUCGGGACUCUUAUUUUGACGUCAGAGCGGACGCUUGUUUCUUGAUUCACAUAAGCAUGGUCUUUACGGUGAAAGUUUCGAUUAAGGGAAGGAAAGGAUAAUAAGCACGAAAUCAGAAAGGUUUAGGACACGUAUCAGCAGCAACAAAUAUGGAUCCCGAGGUGGCCAGAGGAUUGUUUGAAGAAGGAGCCACUAUUAUUCUACUUGGUGUUCCUGAAGGAACAGAGUUAGGACUUGACUACAAAACCUGGACCCUGGGUCCUCGAUUCCGUGGGGUGAAAAUGAUACCUCCAGGACUUCACUUUCUCCAUUACUGCUCCACCAACAGCACUUGUGGAGAGAUUGGCCCUAAAACUGGACUGUUCCUCUCCUUGAAACCUCGGGAGGUAAUAAUAGCACACUGGAACAAAACAGAUGAUGAUCUGGAGUUCUCUCAUAAUGCUGAGGAAGUUGAGCGUGCAAAGGCCAAUCUACAAGAACUGGACCCAUAUCUGGGGCCAUACCCAUAUGACACACUCCGGAAAUGGGUUUCCUUGACUGACAGACUCAGUCAGGAGGUAGCCAGCACUUUGCAACCCCUAAGUGGUAGGGUGUGUGCCUUUAGUGAUGUGGUUCCAGAACUGCAGCUGAAACAUACUGAAGACAGGGCAAAGGAGAAUCUACCUCAUAAUGAUAGGGAAUGUCAGAGUAUGAAGGAGGGAUUGGACCGACUGCCAAGGAUGAAACAAAGAGAAGGCACAGAGUUACGCUUUUCCUACAUUCCCAAGCAGGUUUACCCUCCUGGGGCCACACCUGCUCAGAUUACCAAAUAUAGUAUGGAUUUGAGCUACGCUCUCAACUGUGUCCUUGACAGUCAUUAUAAAGAACAACCACUGGAUAUACUAGGAGAGCUGCAGUUUGCGUUUGUUUGCUUUCUCAUUGGAAAUGUAUAUGAGGCCUUUGAGCACUGGAAAAUACUGUUAUCUAUGCUCUGUCGCUCUGAAGAGGCAAUGAAAGAAAAAAAGGAUUUGUAUCUGGGCCUCAUCGCUGUGCUCUACCAUCAGCUGGGAGAAAUUCCUCCAGACUUCUUUGUGGAUAUUGUAUCUCAGAGCAACUUUCUUACAUCCACACUUCAGGACUUCUUCCAGUUUGCCAUCAGCCCUGGGGUGGACUGCACUUUACGCAAAAGAGCUGAAAAAUUUAAGGUCUACGUGACUAAAAAGUUUCGAUGGGACUUUGAUGCAGAUCUUGAUGAGUGUGCACCAGUGGUGGUGGAUCUUCCAGAAGGAGUCACUGUUGACUGAUAAUGCUUAAGGAUCCGUUUUGUUGCUGCGUUUGCAUAUACGUCUUGCAUUGUUGUCAAGUGAACAUGGCAAACAUCAGAAACAGUACAGCAAUUGGAUAUUCAUAAAGUUUAGUUUAGUAUAAACUCUAAAAAUUUAUAAUUUUUUAAAUAAAAAAAAAAAACACAAAAACAUUUCAUUGGCAUAAAGCGAUUAAAACGUUGGACAGAAUAAUUUGCUCCCCUAGAAAUUCUUUACUAAAAUUGUAAUUUUUUUGAAAGUGUAUUACCACUGUGCAUACCAUGAAAGUGUGCAUACCAUGGUUACUAGGUGGAAAAUGAAAAUGUCCAGCCAUGAUUUCUUGUUUAUGUAUACAUCAUGCAUCACAAUGGGUAAAACCUAAGAAUAUAGUUAUUAUGUGCAGCAAAAGGUCGUUAAGCUCCACAAAAUUGAAGGUGGCUGUUAGAAAAUAGCUGAAACAUGAAAAAUCCCAUUUUUAUUUAAACAUUUACAUCAUCAGGGCAAUCUGCCUAGAAGAGGAUGUGACACACAUCUAUAUUGUAAGUUCAAAAUAUGUGUUCGGAGUGUCAUGUGGGUUGCUCGUGUUUUUAAAAUAUGUGUUUGUUGCGUCAUGUUAACCAUGUGCAUCACAAAAUAUGUGCCUGAUGCAUACCCAUCAAAACUGUUUAUGAUAAAAGUUGAUGGGUAUGCAUCAGGUAUGCUUUUUAAACUGAUAAAAGAGACGCUCACGUUCACAAAAUACACGCAAGACACCCCCUUAACAGUAAACUCUGAUUGCGCAUGAGAUUAUGCGAGUAUCUGGCAAACGCAAGCAUCUCUUUUAUCAUAAACCCUUUAGACGCGUCUGCAGCAGGCACUUAUUUUGACAAGACAUGUGAUGUACAUGGGUUCACUCGACGCGCAGAACACAUAUUUUGAAAUUAUGAUCUACACACAUGACGGGCUACAUACAUGUUGUGACGAAAUAUCAAACAGCACUUACAAGUUGUUUUGGAGUGUUUCAUGGUCAGAUAACGGAGCUAUUUGACCACAUGAUGGGCUUUAAAUCACUGCAUUAUGAGCACCUAUAGUGAAUGCUAUGUUCUCAGUAUCCACAGACCUUCAGAUGUUGUGUUCAACUGAAAUUGGUGCAAUUUACCUUUCGGGUCAAAAACCCCAUAAUUUACUUACCAUAAAGCCAUAAUGUAUGUGAUUUCCUUUCUUCAGCUGAACAGUUAGUGUUAAAUAAUAUUCUGACUCCUACUAUUUUGUGAUAACAUUUUGAAGCUCAUCCAUCAUCAAUGAAAGGAAUCCAUACGACUCUGUUGGGUGAAUAUACUGAAUGUCUUCGGAAGCAAAACCAUAUAUCUGUACCUUAACAGUGAUUUAACUGUGCUUUAGUAGGAAUAUAAUAUAAUAUAGGGAUAUAACUGCCGUAUUUACACUGCAUAUAUGCAUGUACCAAUAGCUGGUAGUGUUCAACACUGCAUCUGCUUUGUCAAUGGUUCUAAAUGACACUUUAUGCAUAGAAAAUACACGUACAUGCAAUUGAGAUUCAACAUAUUAUGAGAUAAAACAAUUAAGAGUGUUUAGCGAUCAGUAUGCCAUGUUUGAAUGUGCACAGCUAGGUCAAAAAUGGCAGCACAGCAGCUCUGUGUCAAUACAUAAGAUAAUCAUUGGUUUCUUGUUUGUAUUAAACCAUGGGUCUCCAACCCUGUUCUUGGAGGGCACCUGUCCUGCAGAUUUGAGUUACAACCUCAAAUGGUUGGAACUAAAAUAUGUCCUCCAGGAACAAUUUUGGAGACCAAUGCAUUAAACUGUUUACUGGUCUUUAGAAAAACCCUCCAGAAUUUUACAUGUUUAGCAUGUUCGGCAUACAGUUUUUGACCCCUGUUUAUACCCUGACUGUACGUACAGUUUGAUGUUGAGAUCCAUCUUUUUACACUGAGGACAAUCAAGAGACUUGUACACAAUUUCUACAAUAAAUAUAAACAUUCACUGAUGCUCAAAAAGAAAACACCAUUUAAACUCAGGGGCAUGUAAACAUUUUUUACAGGGUGACCAGUGUAAAUUGUUGUUUUAAUUUUUCAUUUAGUAAUGUCUAUUAGAAGCUAUAAAAAUUAACAAAUUAAGUUAAACAAUGUCAUCAUGUUAUUAUAAGUUAUGUCAACUUAUCACAUGUCAAAACUUAAAAUUGUAGGUUGAAUUGACUGGCAAAACCAAAAGUUUUAACUUCAUGCUGCAUGCAGCCCCAUGUCUUUAUGUGAAAGUGAUUCGGUAGUAUAGUCACUGCUUGCUGUCGCUAUGGCAUUAUCAGUUGUUUUGUUAAAAAAAUUAACUAACAUUCUACCUGCAUGUUGACAUUGAAAAUACAGAAUAAAGCACAAUCGCUAGAGUGAUCAUUACAGUUUAUUUUACAGACUUUGUGUUUUCAUUAUUUUUCCACAAUACAUUAGCUCUCUAGAAACCAUCAGUUUCAGUUCAAGUAUUAGCAUUAUAAACAAUGAACCUGUAACUAAAAUUGUACAUUAAUACAGUAACAACAUAAGCUCAGUGUAAUAGUUAAUACGCAUAAGAUACUUUAGUUGGGAGGUUUAUCUCCUAGUGGGUUUUUUAACCCUGAGUCGAGAUUGGCUUAAUUUAGCAUCCUCUUCUAUAUGUUACAUUAUUAACAAAGAUUUUUCUGUUUUUCCCUGCUUCUAUUAAUGUAAAGCUGCUUUGAAACAAUUGUGAAAGCGCUAUAUAAAUAAAAUUGAAUUGAAUUUGA
Messenger RNA from Misgurnus anguillicaudatus (oriental weatherfish), 4050 nucleotides. The record is from RefSeq and is a predicted model, not a curated record. NCBI's taxonomy places the organism in Eukaryota, Metazoa, Chordata, Actinopteri, Cypriniformes, Cobitidae.